Molecule: messenger RNA, 1140 nt
Organism: Camellia sinensis
Lineage: Eukaryota; Viridiplantae; Streptophyta; Magnoliopsida; Ericales; Theaceae
Source: RefSeq, a predicted model, not a curated record
AUGCUAUUCUACCUGACUACUCUAAACCCUGCGAGGUUUUUGAGUGAGGAUCUACCAACCGCGGAAGAGAAUAAGCGAAACAAGCAAAAGCUCAUGGCACUAAAUGCUUGGAAGCAGUCAGACUUCCUUUGCCAGAAUUAUGUUCUGAAUGGCUUGGCAAACCCACUAUUCAAUGUGUUUUAUGCCAAGAAGUCAUUAGAGGAGCUGUGUGAUGCUUUGGACAAGAAGUACAAGACCGAGGAUGUUGCAAAUAGUGAAAUUCUAUUAUAUUUUUCAGAAAUAGAAACUGUUACCAAUGUUGCAGCUGCUGUUGCUAAUGUUGGUAGGGAUCAAAAUCUCGGGACUACUUGCUUGCCAACCCCUACUAGGACCUCUGUAGUCAACCUUGCUGCUGUGACCUCUGUGGUCAACCCUGUUGCUAUUUCUGUUGUUCCGAAAGGACCGUUCAACCAUUAUGAGCGCCGGGAGAACUUCAUGGGAGAUCAUGUUCUGAAUGGCUUGGCAGACCCACUAUUCAAUGUGUUUUAUGCCAAGAAGUCGUUAGAGGAGUUGUGGGAUGCUUUGGACAAGAAGUACAAGACCGAGGAUGCUGGGGCAAAGAAAUUUUUCGUUGUUGAUUGCCGCAAGAAAAAGAAACCUUACAAGAAGAACCCUCCACAAAACAAGAGUCAUGUCCACAUGGCUGAAAUGGAGGAUCUGUUACAAGAUGUGGACGACAUGCAUGUGUCAGUUGUCGUCUCAAAGGUGAACAUGGUGGUGUCCAACCUGAAGGAAUGUGAGAAGUUGUUCAUGGGAAAUUCUACGACCUCAACUGUUGAGGGUAAAGGCAACGUGGUCUUGAAGAUAACUUCAGGAAAAGAGCUGACUUUGAACGAUGUCCUUUAUGUGUCGGACAUUCGUAAGAAACUUGUUUCAAGGUCGCUCUUAAGCAAGCAUGGCUUCCCCAUAGUGUUUGAGUCUGAUAAGGUCGUGUUGACCAAGAGCGGUCUAUGUGAAAAAGGGGUAUAUGUCGGGCGAACUUGUGGAAGGGAAACAAUUCUCUUCGUGAAUUACAUUCUUAGUAGAAUACAUCGGAAGAAAGUGGACAAUACUCCAUAUGAGUUGUGGAAAGGCCACAAGCCUUCAUAUAAAUACCUAUGA